CUGACUGGAGCGUCUGGGACCGUUAGCUCUCGCCAGGCUGGCAGGCUGCGGGCCCGCCAUGGAGACGAUGCGAGCGCAGCGACUGCAGCCCGGAGUGGGCGCCGGCGGCAGGGGCACGCUCCGUGGUGCGGCUCUGCGGCCCGGGGUGACCGGGGCCGCGGCGGGGAGCGCCGCCACACCCCCGGCGGGCCCUCCGCCCGCGCCGCCGCCCCCCGCGCCGCCGCCGCCCGCGCCGCCGCUGCUCCUAUCGGCGGCGGCGGCGGCGGCGGCGGCGCCCGCGCUCGCCCUGGCCCCGGGCGCCGCGGGCAGCCCCGCCGUGCUGCGCGAGGCCGUGGAGGCCGUGGUCCGGAGCUUCGCCAAGCACACGCAGGGCUACGGCCGCGUGAAUGUGGUGGAGGCGCUUCAGGAGUUCUGGCAGAUGAAGCAGUCCCGUGGAGCCGACUUAAAGAACGGGGCUCUGGUGGUUUACGAGAUGGUGCCCUCCAACAGCCCUCCCUACGUCUGCUAUGUCACCCUGCCGGGGGGAAGUUGCUUUGGGAGUUUCCAGUUUUGCCCCACAAAAGCUGAGGCCCGGAGAAGUGCUGCAAAGAUUGCAUUAAUGAACUCUGUGUUUAAUGAACAUCCUUCCCGAAGAAUUACUGAUGAGUUCAUUGAGAAGAGUGUCUCUGAGGCUCUGGCAUCUUUCAACGGCAACAGGGAGGAAGCUGACAACCCAAAUACAGGGAUCGGUGCCUUCCGAUUCAUGUUGGAAUCCAACAAGGGCAAGUCAAUGUUGGAGUUCCAGGAGCUAAUGACAGUUUUCCAACUGCUUCACUGGAAUGGCAGCCUUAAGGCCAUGAGGGAAAGACAGUGUUCUCGGCAGGAGGUACUGGCUCAUUAUUCACACCGGGCCCUGGAUGAUGAUAUUCGCCACCAAAUGGCCUUGGACUGGGUGAGCCGGGAGCAGAGUGUGCCAGGGGCACUGUCUAGAGAGCUGGCCUCUACUGAGCGGGAGCUGGAUGAAGCCCGGCUGGCAGGCAAGGAGCUGCGCUUCCACAAGGAGAAGAAGGAUAUCCUCAUGCUGGCUGCCGGGCAGCUGGGCAGUAUGCACUCUUCCAACUGCUAGGCUUCCGCCCAGCCCUUUAGACCCAUUUUUGUAUGUCUCCUUUCUAAGACUUAGAAUGAUUUCUGUACAUACUUUCUCAAUUUUAUACUUUAAAAUAUAGAUAUAUAUGUAUAAAUUCUACACCUGAAUUCCUAUUUGCUAAGAGACUCCUUUUCUAACUUCAGUUUUUGGAUGUAGAUUCAUGUGGCCUAUUCCCAUCCACUUUGGAGCUCUGUGGUUAAACGUCCAGAUUAACUGUGAAAAUUGUUUUAAGUGUAUGGUAUGAUUGA
Molecule: messenger RNA, 1374 nt
Organism: Jaculus jaculus (lesser Egyptian jerboa)
Lineage: Eukaryota; Metazoa; Chordata; Mammalia; Rodentia; Dipodidae
Gene: Lix1l
Product: limb and CNS expressed 1 like
Exons: 6
Coding region: 59-1105 (348 amino acids)
Biological process (GO): autophagosome maturation
Cellular component (GO): cytoplasm
Source: RefSeq, a predicted model, not a curated record